AUGGAACGAUCAUCAGGAUCUGUUAAGCGCGCGCGCGAGAGAAUACAGGCAUCCGGCCGGGUGCCUGCGCCUCGUCGAGCGCACCACAAUAUAGCUGGCGAGGAUGAUUCAGCAGGAAACUUGAAUCCUGCCCCCCGACAUCAUUUGCUUCCUUCAAAUCCACCGCCGCCUCCUCCUCCCGACCCCCAGUCACCACGUAGUCCUCAGCAGCGUGGCGCAGGUGGCUCAGAAAGUACGACCCGCGGUGCGAUGCCGAGGCCAUCGCAAUCUCCUCAGUGGCCGCUAUCGCCCAGUUCCCCCCUGGCUGCAGAAAUCUCACCUACGGCACAUCGCACCCAGAACCCUGCCUCGGGUCGGCAGAAACCGAGGCGAUCACCGCCUAGCUCGGAAACGCCUGAUGAUCAGGAGCAAAUUCCUGUCUUCUUGGAACUUCAGGAUGGCGAAGAAGGCCGCAAAGGAUUGGCUGACGACUCUCAGCCCCCGAGCUCCGCUAAUCCUUCAGGCCGACACAAAUCCCCGUCAGCCGGGUCAAUACCUCAAUUUCCAGAGCCCUCAAGUUCCGCGGUACCACCAGUUCCUCCAAAGCGGAGCUUAAAUCUCGGCCCUCCCCCUUCAAGCCGACGAGGGGCAUCUUCGUAUUAUUCACACAACUCAUUCGUCUCGCCUAUUCCAGAGGAGAACUCUCGGUCAGUAGGUUCAUAUGCAUCAAGCGCAGCAAUUCCGAAACGUGAUUCUUGGGGGUCUAUUUCCCCUCUCAGCAGCCCGAUAGAGGGGGAUGGCAACGGAUUCUAUGAGGCAUCUGUGAAGAGCAAGGAUUCGGGACUGGAUGAAUUGACCGACGAAAGCAAAUUAGUCCGCAGUGCAAGUAUAGGGAAAAAGGGGAAAGCUUCCUUGGUGGACAACAAGCGCACGCCAUCAGUUCGCUCGGCCUCGGUUGGAUCAAUUCUGAUUGCUCGUCCAUCGCCAACACCUGUACAAAUGCCGUUUGGUGAAGGCACUGGUUAUGUGGAUACCUCUACAAGCUCAUCGGACAACACACUCCACCUUAAGAAGGUGCUGGCAUCCAAUCCUGAGGUACAUAAGGCUACGGGUAAGGCUGGUCCUCCGGAAUCUAGAUCGGAUGUCCCUACCGGCCAUAUGCCAUCGCCGAGGAUGGCAAUUCCAGGCCAAUCUGCUGCAUCAGGGCGCCUUCCCGGCAUCAGACGACCGCCGAGACUCGAUAUCGAUGCAGUACGAGAUAUGGAAGCUCGAGGCAGUCUAACGAGCCUGCCUGAUUUAAUCCAGAGAGCUACAAGGCUGGCUGCGAUGAUUGAUAAAGGGAAGCGUCCUGCAAGCCGAUUUGAUUUGAACGACUAUUCUGUCUCGGAUGUGCCAAGCGGAUCAGGUAAUGGCCGUGUGCAGUCGGGUCUCUCGGAUAUGCUCGCAGCCUUUCCACCACCUGCCCAGCCUACUCCGACAGGCGGGCAAAGCCGUGGCUCUUGGUUCCGACAUACAGCGUGGCCAAAGGUCGAAACACAAGGUCAGACACAUGAUGCGAAUGACCAAUCGGGCAAGGGCGAGCACGCUGAAAAAGUGCCACCCAGAACAGCAGCCAGGCGUUGCUGCGGCAUGCCUCCAUGGCUGUUUGUGCUUGUUGUGCUGCUUCUCAUUGCCGUGGUGGCCGUGGCUAUAAUUAUCCCGUUGGAAUUUUUUGUCUUCAAGAAUUUGGGUAACCACCAAACACCCGAGGCGAGCUUGGACAAGUGCAAAUCAGAGCUUCCCUGUCUAAAUGGGGGUACUAAUGUCUUCAAUGAUAACGUGUGCUCUUGUCUUUGCACGAAUGGUUACACCGGCCACAACUGCUCAACCGCAGGAUCCGAAGGCUGCACAACGACCAACCUCGUAUCAUCGUCAUCGUCCUCAACAAUCGAAAACGUGACUCUCGGUACUGCGAUCCCCCGUCUGAUUCUUGAUUCUAAUACGAAUUUCACGAUCCCUCUGUCUGGAACGUCAAUUCUUGCUAAAAUCAACUCCGGAGACUUGUCUUGCAGAACCCAAAACGCCUUGGUCACUUUCCAAGGACGGUCAACUCGCACGGGCGACGACUCGGUGUCAAUCACAAAUAUCAGCGCUGACACGAACUCGAACGAGCGUCGCGAGGAGUCCGAAACAGCUACAGUAACAACAACCGCUCGAGCCGGGAAUUCACUCGUCGUCACGGCCUCGAUUCCUAUACCCACCAAAACUGCUACCAUUCAGCCGACUCUCAAGAGUGACUUGUUCAACUUGACUGAGGACACUCUUGAUUUUGCCCGUGUUGCGGUUCUCUAUGUUCUGCAGGAACAGAACGCGACCACGGCUGUCAACGCGCAGUCAUAUCUUCAGCGUUUCUUCACAAGAGCAAGCAGUACUGAGAUCAGUGUCAGUUAUGCUACCCAGUCUGAAGCUCGAAAGGUGGACAUAGGGGCAAAUAGCACAAUUAACUUGGUGGACUUUCGAUUGAACCUUGGAAAGGGGUCUGUUGGAAACUGA
Molecule: messenger RNA, 2511 nt
Organism: Clonostachys solani
Lineage: Eukaryota; Fungi; Ascomycota; Sordariomycetes; Hypocreales; Bionectriaceae
Source: the annotation of a GenBank genome assembly